UAGGUCAGUGUCAGCGUGUGAGAAAGCAAAUAAAUGCACAGAACAUAUAAAUAAAUCUUAUAUCUACACGCAGACGUCUGCCAUUUAACUCUGUCACAUAAGCAGUGGGAGAGAGAAUAUUUUUCUCCGUUAUUAACAUCCUUGUUGUCUGACUUUAAGCAUCCACACUGCGGUCUGUGCUCAGUGUCAGCUUUCCAGCCAGACUCUCCUCACAACCUCGUCUUCCUGCAAGACAUCGCAGCUAACAUCAUGAUGCGCUCAGUCCUCAGUGUCUGUGUGAUGUUUACUCUUCUACUACAAGGUUUGAAUGCACAGCUGAAAGUCCGGCUUGUGAAUGGAGCUGCCCCGUGGAAUGGUGGCCUUGAGAUGUUGUACAGAGGAAAAUGGCUCCCAGUGUGUGACUAUAGCUUUAGGAAACAAGAGGCACAGGUGGUCUGCAGGGAGCUGGGCUUCAACACGUCGCAAGUUUAUAUCACGUCGCUAUUUAUAAACAGUGAGAGAUACAACUAUAUCAGGUUUGACAACCUGAGGUGUACAGGAGAGGAGACCAGCUUAGAAAAGUGUAGACAUACAGGGUUUAGCAGUGACCCCUGGUGCCGCUCUGUCAUUGGUAUCACCUGCAACUUAGAAAACUUACAGGUGCGAUUGAACGUCAUCUCACCUAAUAGACAUCAGGUAGAGAUAAACAUCGGAGUUGGUGAUUGGUGGACACUGUGUGUGGAGUCUGACAACACUGCCAGGGUCGUCUGUAGACAGCUCGGCUUACCAUGGCUUGGUGCCAGGACGUUUGUAUAUGAACACAUUCAGAUCCGUGGUGAUUUGUUAUCUUGCCUUGGGAAUGAGACUAGCAUCGCUGAGUGUCAGCAUGAGGUGUCUAGUGACGGACACUGCCAUGACUACAACAUCACUUGCAAAAACUAUAUUGUCAACAUCCUUAUAAACAGUAGCAGAUAUCCUUUAAUGGAGGAAACAAAUGCUACUUUAAAGUGUGCGAGCAAUGAGCAGUCUGAUGUAAUAAAGUACACGUGGCCAGAAAAUGCAGGCGGUUUGGGCCUCAUCGUCCUUGGCGAUCUGAGAUGCACAGGUGAGGAGUUCAGGUUAGAUGAUUGUGACUAUGAAGGAUUUUGA
Messenger RNA from Pomacea canaliculata, 1128 nucleotides. Its product is annotated as deleted in malignant brain tumors 1 protein-like. The coding region runs from base 250 to 1128 and encodes 292 amino acids. The transcript is spliced from 7 exons. Gene Ontology annotation, cellular component: membrane. NCBI's taxonomy places the organism in Eukaryota, Metazoa, Mollusca, Gastropoda, Architaenioglossa, Ampullariidae. The record is from RefSeq and is a predicted model, not a curated record.